Molecule: messenger RNA, 327 nt
Organism: Rotaria sp. Silwood1
Lineage: Eukaryota; Metazoa; Rotifera; Eurotatoria; Philodinida; Philodinidae
Source: the annotation of a GenBank genome assembly
AUGAUUAAUUUACGUCGUCAAUUAGAAUUUUGUUAUUAUUCACGCCAUGAAAAUUGUUCUGGUAAUUAUACAUUUAUAGCAAAAUCUCCGAUCGUUGAACCACUUCAUUACAAUGAACCAACACAAAUUCAUUUAGCUUUCGGUGAUCCAAAUGAUCAAAUCUAUGUUUCGUAUGUAACUAAUUCAAACGAAAUGAUUCCUCAAUGUUCAUAUGGUUUAGAUUCCUCAUCAUUACAUUUUCAAGUAAAUGGUACAACAAUAACUUAUAAGGCAUUGGAUAUGUGCGAAGGAAGAGCUAAUAUAACAGGCCCACCAGGGCUAGCCUGA